AUGGCUUGUUCUUCCACCCGUUUGGGUGGACGUGCCCCUGUAGAAAGCCUGGGCGAGGCACCAAACACCAACUCAGCGGGGCAGCGCGGCAACGCGACAAAUAAACCACCGCCGCCCGGCACCGAGAACGCAGGCAAGCCCGGUUACUACACCGUCCAACCUGGGGAUACGCUUUUUCGCGUAGGUCGGGAGAAUGGACAAAACUGGGCCACCAUUGCGCGUUGGAAUAAUUUAUCUGAGCCCUACACGAUUGAAGUGGGACAAGUCUUGCGGGUGGUGCCCCCUACGGGCGAGUCUUCGACUGCCGUGACGCAGCCGGUCAACAAACCAUCAGUGAGCACCGACGGCAAAGCGACCCCGAGACCGACGACCGGUUCAGAAACCACUGAAACGUCACCCACCCCCAGCGCAAAACCAGCAGAAGAUAAAGUUGUUUGGGCCUGGCCAGCAUCUGGCCCCAUACUCAAAAAUUUUGAUGAAAUCCAUAAUAAGGGCCUGGAUAUUUCAGGCAAGAUGGGAGACCCCAUCAACGCGGCCGCUGAUGGCUCAGUCGUAUAUGCAAGCUCAGGCUUGCGGGGCUACGGCAAUUUGAUUAUCCUCAAGCACAGCAGCACUUUGCUCUCAGCCUACGCACACAAUGAAACCCUUUUGGUAAAGGAGAACCAAAAGGUCAAGCGCGGGCAGAAAAUUGCCGAAAUGGGCAAAAGCGAUGCAGAUCGCGUGAAAUUGCACUUUGAAAUUCGCCGCUCGGGUAAACCCGUUGAUCCUAUGCGCUACUUGCCCUCGCGGUAA
Darwinula stevensoni is the source of this 792-nucleotide messenger RNA. The record is from the annotation of a GenBank genome assembly. Lineage: Eukaryota; Metazoa; Arthropoda; Ostracoda; Podocopida; Darwinulidae.